Messenger RNA from Volvox carteri f. nagariensis, 1614 nucleotides. RefSeq lists its product as uncharacterized. Lineage: Eukaryota; Viridiplantae; Chlorophyta; Chlorophyceae; Chlamydomonadales; Volvocaceae. Gene Ontology annotation, molecular function: tRNA dihydrouridine synthase activity; RNA binding; flavin adenine dinucleotide binding. The coding region runs from base 88 to 1614 and encodes 508 amino acids. Gene Ontology annotation, biological process: tRNA processing. The record is from RefSeq and is a predicted model, not a curated record. The transcript is spliced from 5 exons.
CUUGACACUAAGUAUAUAUCUUUUUAAUUGAGAUACCUAGAAGAUAAAGCCCCCUUCUCCUUAAGCGGUUAGAGAUAAUUAGCCUGCAUGCUCUCCUUGUCGCUUUUCGGACGGUGCAGUUUGAAAGGGGAACGUGCAGAAGGCCGAACAUCUGGAAAGGAGGGCUCUCAGCACACAGGACUUGUGCAUUUUGGAUUGUCCAGGCUACAUGGAAGCACAGGGGCCAAUGUUUUUCCUACAGCACGCGUCUUGGCUGGGGCGAAGGUCGGCACUCCUUUGCGACUACCCAUAGAUUAUGUCAGCCGCUUGAUACAGUACAAGUACGAUCAUCGUGUUUGUCCAAUGCUGUUCCUGGCACCGAUGGAGAACCUGGCCGAUAGGGCUUUUCGGCGUGCGUUCCUUGCAGUAAUCGGCGGAUUCGAUGAAGCGUGCACAGAGUUCAUCCGCAUCCCCGGCCGCAGCGAGAAUCCGCUUGGCUCCAUCCGGGGCGUCUCCUGCUGGUACGAGGCUGGGGAGCUGGGGCAGGUGCCGCUGGGGGUCCAGAUCAUGGGAAGCAAUCCCGAGCUCAUGGGCUUGGCGGCCAAGUACCUGGUGCAGGUCCGUGGUGCCCCCCGGGUGGACCUGAACUGCGGCUGCCCCGCCAACACCGUCACCGGCAGAGGGGCGGGUAGCUCCCUGUUGAGGACGCCCCACCUGCUGGGGCAGGUAGUGGCAGAGAUGGUGCGCCAGGUGGACGGUGCGGCGCCCGUGUCGGUCAAACUCCGAGCUGGCUUCGACGACACGUCUCUCCUGGAAGACAACCUGCUCGCGGCGCAGGAGGCGGGUGCAGCCUUCGUGACUCUGCACCCCCGCACCCGGAGGCAGGCCUACUCGGGGGCUGCCGAGUGGGGCCUCAUAGCCCGGGCGGUGGAGCUGCUGGAAAUACCUGUGGUUGGCAACGGCGACGUGGUCUCUGUAGAGCGAGCCCACCAGCUGCUGCGGGAGACGGGUUGCCACGGCCUCAUGAUCGGGCGCGGCGCAGUGCACGACCCGCUCAUCUUCCAUCGCAUCCGACACAGCUUCGGCGAGGAGCCCGCCGCGAUGGGGCCCCUUCCGCCUGCAGCGGCGCCGUUGGCGGCAUCCUCCGCUGCUGCCAGCCCUUCCGGAGGCUGCGGCUGGUGGCAGGGCCGCGAACCAGAGCUGGUGCAAAACUUUCUCCGAACCUACGCCAGCCAUGUCAUGUCGACACGGACAGUACGGACAAUCGCGGGACAGGACAAGAGCGGAGGAGGGUAUGGGGGAUCGGUGACCCCAUCACUGGAGGCAGCAGCAGCGGCCGCCGCAGCCGCUGGCUGUGAAGCCGCCUCUUCUGGCACCUCCAGUGAAGCUGAUGCAGCGAGUCGUGCAUUUGGUCGUCUUAAGGUUGUAAUGCGCUACCUGUUCGCCUCCUCCCCGCAGCUGGCAGAGGAGUGUGAGGCGCUACUCCGCCGUACACCCUCGCACUGCUCGGCGGAGGAGCUGGUUGGGGACCUCUGUGCGGCAGUAGAGAGGGGCUGGCCACGGAGCGGAGGGCCCACCAGGCGGGUGCUAUAUGACCACAUGAAUAAGGCUGUACGGGAGCUUGUGGUAGGGUGA